GUUUCUUUUGUGCUUCUAAAGCAAAAAUAACAUAAUUGGGGUGAGAGAGGCUCGAACUCUCGACCUCAGGAUUACUCAGACAGCUAUGAGACCUACGCGCUAGCCAACUGCGCCACCACCCCUUUGUUCUCUUUCCUCGGAAAUGAUGUUUAUGUAUAGAAAUUGAUACUUAUCGUUCCAGUUUUGUCUCUGUCGUUGUGGGUUACGACGAGAGAAAACUCUCUUUUCAGGUACGCACAACCCCAAUCCGCUUCUUCUCUUCUCUGCUCUGCUCUUUCUCAAUUCGUCCUUACGUAUCCUUCUCCUCACUCUUGGCUCCUGCUAAUUCCAGAGAUUAGGCUUGGGGGAUCUCUUUUCCGAGAUUAGGCAUGUUUUAGUCGUGAGCUCUUAAGGUUUUACCGAUGGUUGGACAUGUUGUAUCUCCAUCAUUAGGCAUUCAGCUACGGAUCCCCGAGCUUCAUUCUAGCAAAAGAAGCUUCCUUUCCAGGAACCCUCAUGUAAAAGUUGCCCGAAGGAAGCGUUUUGGGAGUUGCAACAUCACAUUGAAACGAUCAGGGGAAGCUCGGAAACUUUAUGUUUCUACUCCCUUGAAUCUCGGAGCGUAUUUGUCUAGGGGAGAGUCUUCUUGUAAGUGUACUUGCUUGGCAUCUCUCGCAGAUUUUGAUGCUGUUGCUGGUUCCGGCUGGGUCCCUAUCGGUGACCAAGUUCUCCUGAUGGCCAGCAUAUUCCUUACAUAUAUGGCUGGAGUGAUCCCUCUUCAAAACUCCGGUUACUCUUCCAGAAAGUACACCGUAGAGGAGAAUCCAGGUGUUGGAACUUCAGAAUCUUCUGGUAGGGACACAUAUUUUGAGGGUGAUUUGAAGUCUGUGUGGGAUGUGGUUAAAGGAAAGCUUUUAGAUUCUUUAGACGCCAUCAAGCGUGAGAGUACACUUGGAAACAGAGUCCUCAAAACCAAACCUCCCCAAGGGAAGCCCCCGCUGAGCUUGUAUGCCAUAUCUGAAGGGCCCCAAGUGUACUUGCUCUGGUCGUGUUUUCAGAAACUUGAAGAAGAGACAAAUAAGAUGUCUAACAAAAUCAAUUCGGAGGAGUGGAUGGUUAGUUUUACUGAUAUUGUCCGCGAAGCAUAUCAAGGAGCAUGCACGGCUUGGCUAAAAAAGGAACUGCGUGUGGAAAACACUGAUUCUGACAAGGCGAUUACUCCUUUGCUGAUCAAAAUGCUAAAUGAAAAGGACGCUAUUUUUGAUAAAAUAAGAAAAUCAGGCAAGGAGGAUCUGUUUGCAGAAUUUUUAUAUUUCCAUAAAUUUGGGUCUUCCGGGAAAGCUUCCUGCUACGACCUUAGCUUGUUUCGCACUCACGGAGUUGCCAUUUUGGAAGACUUCAUGAUAACUUUAGCAGAUGGGGUCGCUAGCAUCUAUCUAGAGCUCAUCUCUGUAGACAGCAAGUUUUCAACUGAGAUGAAUAGUGGAGGAUUAGAUAUCUGUAACCUUUCUAGUAGAGCACUCCAAAAGCUACGUAAUGAGGUAGCUCUAUACCAGUGGUUGCAUCAGAACAUGGAAGCAGUUGUGUCGAUGUAUGAGGAUCGAUUUGACCUCUACAUUCUUCAAACUCAGGUUAUCAACAACCUUGAUGGUGGUAAUAAUACAGAAAGCCCAAGUUGGUGGAGAAAGCUUACACCGAGAAAAACUAGAGCUGCCUCAUCAUCACCCUUGCGAUACUCCAUAAUAAGCGAUUUCUCAUUGCCCGUUAAACGAACAAAGGAGCUUAAGGCUCUAUCGGGAUGGAGGUACUACUUCAGUCUGUUUCUGGAGUUAGCAGACAUUGGAAUGCCAAUUAUCAGAGUGGUGUUGGAUAAAGUGAGUAGCAUCAUAUCCUUCUUUCUUGUCACCUUGAUCGGUAGAUCAGUCGGGCUCAUCUUCACCGGGAUUAGACAAUCUCUCCGGUGGAAAUGAAAUUCUCAUAACUGUAAUAGUAAUUUUUUUCCAUCGACCUUAAUUUUUUUGGUGUCCUUUUGAUGAUUCUUGUUUGGUAAGUGAUGUUUUGGUGAUAUAUAAUAUUAGCUUCUAGUUUUGGCAUUGACUCCAUUGAUUCAACAACAUUGCCAUUGUCGUUGGUGCUUCUGUUUGUUUUUUCCUCUCUGCAAAAGAGUGUAUUUUUUUAAUGUCUUUUGUCAAAUUAGAAAAAAAAACUAUGUUCUUCCA
Molecule: messenger RNA, 2198 nt
Organism: Thlaspi arvense
Lineage: Eukaryota; Viridiplantae; Streptophyta; Magnoliopsida; Brassicales; Brassicaceae
Source: the annotation of a GenBank genome assembly